GCGCCUGCCUCGCGCGCGUGCGCUCGCUUGCCCUAAAAUCGCUCUGCGCGUCCCCGCUCGUCGCUCUGAAAUGGUUCGCUCCACAGCAACCGAGGGGACGUAAAAAAACGUAUACUUAUCCGGGGAUCUACCAAAACGACAGGACAGGCUAACCCGGGUACAUUUAGAUCGGAAUAGGAUGUCAACAAUUAUUAUCGAUCGGCUAUGCGCAGUCAGGCUCAUACACAAAGAGAUAUGCUGCUCGGUGCAGUCGUUCACCAGCUGCCUCAGCUAUUAGACAUAAUUACAGCGGCACAGUAAUCAUUGCCAGGAGUGGGACGCGACUGAGUGGGUGUCCGUACGUGGCACGCUUAUAGACGCACCGCAGCAGGAUCACACCGAGGCAAAUCGCUGUGGUCUGCAACCCCGCCGUGCGUGCGUACACUGCGUGGACAACAUUAGCAUCGGGCAUCAGCGCCGGAUGGGGCGAUCAUAGGACGCGAAACAGGCGACUGGCUGGGAUUGCGAGAGAUGCUGCUCACCGACGCGCCUUCCUGGAUCGUGCGACUCAGCACAGGAGGCAGCCGAAGGACACAGAACUAUUGCGAGGGUGUAUGUUGUGGGACUGGUGACAUCCCAUAAUAUCCCUGCUGGCCCCCAUCCCUCGCCCCCCCGCCCCAUCCCCCCCCGCUGAACCCCUACUGCAACUACUGCCAGUUUCACUCUCACUCUCCACGACCUGGUCACCAUGACGACGACCUUGCAGACGCUGCUGGCCUCUAAGUUGGACCCGCCCUCCCAGGACGUGGGCUCCGAGCGAUUGGACGGCUGUGAGGAUGGGGGCCGGCGCUAUGAGGUUGUGCCCUCGGUGGUCUGCUCCAUGUGCUGCCUCUUCGGCAUCAUCUACUGCUUCUUCGGUAAGUCAUGUGAUCAUGAUGAGCAGAGGAUUAUGGGAGUUCUGGGUCUGAUGUUAUUUCAGGUCAUCAUCUUCAUGCUCUGCUACAAGGGCCGUCUGGUGCUGGCCAGCGCUGGCGUGGAGGCGUCGGUGGGCAUCGGUCUGGGCAUCGGCACGCUGUGCGGCCUGGUCACCAUGCUGGUGCGCAGCGUGGGGCUCUUCAUGGUGGGGCUGCUGCUGGGGCUGCUCUAGACGUGGCUGGCAGGCAUGGAGGGCACUGUCGAAAGGCGGCUCGCCCGGCGCACCGAAUCUGGUCAGCUGGGCGUCCUCCUCGGCCUGGGCAUGCUCUUCGCCGUGCUGACCCUCCAGUGGCAACGCUGCUUCGUCACGCUGUCCACCGCCGUCUUCGGCGCGGCGGUCAUCGUGGUGGCCGUGGACUUCACCAUUGGAGGUGUUCGCACUGGUCGCCCCUCGUGCUGGAAGCGGGUCAAAGGCUUUUCGCCCAGCGAUACCCGGCCCGUCUGCUGGGUCACCUGGGUGGUGCUGGGCACCUGGCCGGCCCUUGCCCUGCUGGGGGUGCUGGUCCAGUGGAGGGUCACGGCCGAGGGAUACUCACACACUAAAGUGGUCAUCAGCAGGCAGCAGAGACGUGUCCAGCUGAUGCGUAUCCGCCAGAAGGAGGAUCGGCGUGAGAGCGGACGCAAGAAGAAGAGGAAGCAGCCGCCCACAUCCUCACACACACACACACGCUUAAAGCCAUAAAAUGAAUACAGCGCAAGCCCCUAUACCCUCGCCCGAUUAAAUGCUCGGCCUAGUUACAUCCAGAGUUUCCGAGACAGGCAGGUGGAGGCGCGGGCGUACCCAGUGGGGCGGCUGUCAGGAGGACACACCUCCGUGGACAUGGACUACGACUGCGGCUCCACCGUGCCCUUGACCUCUGCCGCCGCCGCUGCGGUCGCUGCCGGACCCUCCAACCUCCGCAUCUGACCUCUGACCCCUCAACUCUGACCUCUGAGGUCACGCCUGCAUCAGAGCUGCAUAGGGGUGGAGGCUGGCUGGCUGGCUGGCUGGUGUGUGUGUGUGUGAUGUGUGAGUGUCAACACUGGAUCAGGGAUGCCUCGAGCAGGGUUCAAAACUUUCACUCAAACAAAAACUGCAUACACACAUGCAUACAAACACAUACAGACAUGUGGACUCACUCACACACACACACAAACACACACACGUAAAAGCAUACGCACACACAUGCACAAAGGUGAGCCCUGUGUUGCUGGAUAUGGUGCCACACUGAAUGGACCCCUGUAUGCCGUGGACAUGACCUACAGGAGGACCAGCUGAAGCCAAUAAAAACAAAACGCACACACACACACGUUUACACACCCACCUUCACUUUACAUCACUUCCUGUGGAGAAGGCUUGACUUCCUCCCAUCUCCAGGUGCUCAAUUGUGUCCGUAACGUGACAGUGUGUCCUGUCAACAAGUCAGAUGUCUUCCCCCCCUCUCCAUUUUACUGGUGGACUCUGACCGUCUGCAUAAGUUUUAUGAUCUCUGUGUUCUGACUCAGGAUUGAACCAAAUCACACGUCAGGUGGGGGUGUGUGUGUGUGGUGUUUUUAAAUGCAGUUGCCCAGAGAGGAACAUGCCUGACUGUAGGAGCUGGUGAUGGACGAGGAGGAACGGUGGCCUUUCGUUUGACCGCAGGUCUGGACGAGGUCAGACGUGAACUGAACUGAUCUUUGAACUUUGAACUCCAGGUCACAAGGUCAGAACUGUUGACCUUUUGACCUCAGGAGGUGAAAUAUUCCUCACAGGAAAUAAGCAUCUUGCUCGCAGGGAACCUGAUCUGACGCAAAGCCGACUGUUGACUUUGAAAUGCAAACUUGUGAAGCGAGAGCAACAAAUACAUCUGUGGUGCACUCUAUGAUGUAAUGCGUGUGUCUCUGGUCGGGCAUGGGAGGCCUCAGAGAGGAUCAUGGGAAAUGGCAGGUGGUGUGUGUGUAUUGCCUGUUUUCCUUCACUUCCCUCCACAACUUCUCUCUCUCUCUCUCACUCACACACACACACACACACGCACACACAAGCACCAUCCUGUCCAGACCCUUUCCAUAGUUCCAUAAGACAGAUAUGCAUGUUCUAUGUCCCCUCCUACCAGUCUUCUCUCUCUCUCUCUCUCUCUCUCGCUCUCUCUCUCUCUCUCUCUCUCUCCCUCUAACUCUUCCUCCUCUUUCUCUCUCUCUCUCAUUCUUCCCCCAAUCUCUCUUUCCACCCCACCCACACCACUACCUUCACACCAUGGGAAAGAUGGCCUCUCAAUGUCUUUAGAUGUACAUUACUGUAAAUCAUUGAUCUUCUCUGGAGUUUUAAUUUGGUUUGUACAUACAACAGUACACACACAUACACACAUACAUACACACACACACACACACAUACAUACACACACACAUACACACACACAUACACACACACACAUACACACACAUACACACACACACACACACA
This is a messenger RNA of Alosa alosa (allis shad), 3373 nucleotides long. RefSeq names its product transmembrane protein 198b (gene tmem198ab). Gene Ontology annotation, cellular component: cytoplasmic vesicle; plasma membrane. Lineage: Eukaryota; Metazoa; Chordata; Actinopteri; Clupeiformes; Clupeidae. The record is from RefSeq and is a predicted model, not a curated record. Gene Ontology annotation, biological process: positive regulation of canonical Wnt signaling pathway.